Messenger RNA from Aphidius gifuensis, 478 nucleotides. RefSeq lists its product as uncharacterized. Bases 102 to 410 code for a protein of 102 amino acids. The record is from RefSeq and is a predicted model, not a curated record. The transcript has 2 exons. NCBI's taxonomy places the organism in Eukaryota, Metazoa, Arthropoda, Insecta, Hymenoptera, Braconidae.
GGAUGUGAUUUUGGUAUAUAAAGGGGUCCCAAUAAUCCAGUAAGUAUCAUUCACUCAACAAGCAUUCUAGAAGAAUCAAAACAACCAAACCAACCACAAAAAUGAAAUUCAUCAUUGUAAUUGUCAUGUUUGCCUUUGUCGCUUUGGCAAUGGCUGAAAGUGCCAGUGGCAGUGUAAAGGCUGAAGAACCAGUAGCACCAGCAACAAAAGUUGAAGAGCCAGAAGCAUCAGACAAAGUUACUGAACAAGCUAGAGACAAACGUGGAUAUGUUCUUGGUACAUACACUUACAAUGAACCAAUUGUCUACAGCUCAUAUCCAACUGUAUACCGUACAGCUCCAGUUCACUAUGCCAGAACUUACACUUAUCCAUCAUUCUACUCACCAUACGAAUCCCAUGUUGUCUUGUAAAUAAUUUACAAAAUUAUAUCCACGACAACAACAAGUUAAAAAUGAAAAAAAAAAAAACUCAUCACAAG